ACAUCAUAUGCCGACACAACACCAUCAAAAAACGUGGCCACUCAUACAUACCUACAUAUUUAACCGGCAAUUUCUCAAAUGAGAUGAUACAGUAGUUCAAUACAAUUUCGCGCCAACACACGUUCCCGUGCCGGUUCUAUCACAAUUCACAAUGUAUAUCCUAAAUACGUUAAUUUUGCUCUCCAUUUCCGCGCUACUAUACGUUUACUGGUUCUUAAAAAAAUCGCAUAAGUUUUUCGAUCAAUAUAACAUACCGUAUCCUAAACCGCAUUGGCUUUUCGGUAAUGUGAAAGAUAUGGUCUUGAUGAAGAAACCAUUUUGGGACAUGUACAAAGAAAUAUACGAGAAACAUUCCUCGAACCGAUUUAUUGGAAUAUACAACAUACAUAAGCCCACGGUGUUGAUAAGAGAUCCGGAAUUGAUCAAGAUGAUAUUGAUUAAAGAUUUUCCCCAUUUUCAAGAUCAUGGAUUUUCUCCUAAUAAAGAGGCCGAACCGAUGAUGACGAAUUUAUUCAACCUGGAAGGUGACGAGUGGAGGAAUCUACGAAUCAAGUUGACCAGCACAUUUACCAGCGGAAAAAUGAAAAUGAUGUUCCCUUUGCUGAAAAAAUGCGGCGAAAACAUCAAACCAGCUUUAAUCAAAUACUACGAACAAGGCGAGGAUUUCGAUGCGAAAGACUUUUGCGCAAGAUUCACAACAGACGUUAUUGGUAGUUGUGCAUUUGGAGUAGACACUCAUUCGUUACUGGAUCCCGAAUCAGAAUUUCGCAAAGUAGGCAAAAUGAUAACUAAACCGAGAUGGCAGACCGUGUUUCGAACGCUUUUUCCAAACCUCCCAACAACGGUAAUAAAACGCUUCAAGUUGUACUUUUUGGAUAACGAGAUGUGCAAUUAUUUUCAAAAAAUUGUCAAAGACAUGGUCAAGUACAGAGAAGAAAACAACGUCACUCGAGGCGAUUUUCUUGACAUACUGAUUGCCUUGAAAAACCAAAAGGAACGAGAAAAACUCAAAGAUCAACAAGCCGAGGACGAUUUGGCCAAAUUUAUGGCUCAAACAGGCAGCAAAAAAACAAUCAAGAGUGAUGUCGAAAUGUCCACCGAAUUAAUGGCCGCUCAGUGCUUCAUAUUUUUCCUGGGAGGAUUUGAAAGCGCCUCGAGCAUAAUAAUGUUCAAUUUGUUUUGGCUAGCUGAAAAUCCACAUAUUCAAAAUAAACUCCGCCAAGAAAUAUUAUCUGCAUUGGAAACCAACGGCGGUGAACUCUCCUACGAGAUGAUGAGAAAUAUUCCAUACUUAAAUAUGGUUAUGGAUGAAACCUUCAGAAAGAUCCCGAUAGGAACAGUUCUUUCUCGCUCAUGUACCGAAACCUACAAAAUACCGGAAUCGAAUGCGGUGAUUAAAAAAGGUACUCAAGUAAUAAUUCCUGUCCUGGCAUUACACAGCGAUAGAAAAUACUUCGAAAAACCAGAGGAAUUUUAUCCCGAGCAUUUCUCUACGGAAGCAAAACUCAAUCGACAUCAUUUCGCAUUUCUGCCAUUCGGCGAAGGCCCUCGAAUUUGUAUAGCUGAAAGAUUUGGAAGAAUGCAAGUCAUCGUGGGAUUAAUUUACUUAUUGAAGGAUUUCUUCUUUGAGCUUUCCCCAAAGACAAAGGUUCCAUUGGAGAUUGAAAAUGCAGGAGUACUAAAAAUAAAAGGAGGAGUGUGGUUAAAAUGUCGACCAUUAUGAUUCACCGGGUGUCCAAAGAAUAAGGGGUUUUGAUGUUCUGAUGAACCAAAAUGGUGAAAAAAUUUACCCAAGUAAUAAUUGAAAAGAUGAAUAACAAUCUGAAAAAAUGUGCUUUUGAAUUAUUGUUUCGAUGAAAAAUGAAAUAUUCUUUCGUGUUUCAUUGAAACAAUCACUCAAACGCCCAUUUUUAAAAUCAUUAAUUCAAUUUUCUAAUUUUCAAGUAGGGAAUUUUCUCUCCUUUUUGAUAACAUUAAAAUCUCGUAUUCUUGGACACCCGGUACGAGUAUAAACCUUAUCAUGUUUUUCAUCUUUUAUUUUUGCAAUUUUUAUUGAAAUACAUGAAAUAUCAUAGACAAA
Messenger RNA from Planococcus citri (citrus mealybug), 2080 nucleotides. RefSeq names its product probable cytochrome P450 6a13. The record is from RefSeq and is a predicted model, not a curated record. The transcript is spliced from 6 exons. Bases 152 to 1723 code for a protein of 523 amino acids. Lineage: Eukaryota; Metazoa; Arthropoda; Insecta; Hemiptera; Pseudococcidae. Gene Ontology annotation, molecular function: heme binding; iron ion binding; monooxygenase activity.